Messenger RNA from Didymodactylos carnosus, 2349 nucleotides. The record is from the annotation of a GenBank genome assembly. Lineage: Eukaryota; Metazoa; Rotifera; Eurotatoria; Philodinida; Philodinidae.
AUGGAAAUCGAAGAUGUCUUAAGAAUUUAUCAACGUUCAGUCAGUGAAGACUUACGUUAUAAAUGGUUAGUUAGUGAUGACGAUUCAUCUGCAUAUGAUAAAGUAAAAAACAUUAAUAUUGAGCAAGAAGUAGCUGAUGAACGAGAUGACAAAGACAAUAAUGAUAAACAAAAAAAUUAUAAUAAUAGCCAAGAGGAUAAUUCAUUGAAGGUUUUAAGAGUAAAUUAUAUUAAGCGUGUAAAAAAACGUGUUAUUAGUAGAUUAAACGAUAUAAAAUCAAGAAAUAAUAGUUUUCAAGACUUGUUACAAGAUGUAGCAUCAAUAUCAACAUCAGCAUCAGCAGUCUAUCGAGAUAAAGUCAUUGCUAUACUACAGAAGAAAUGUUUAGCAGCUUUUCAUCAUCUUAUUGUCCAGGAAAACAAAGAAAACCAACAUUAUUAUUGUUCACAUGGUAUAACAACAUUAUGUAUUUAUGAAUGUGAUCAAGCCACGAAUGGAAAUGAGGAUGAAACGAUGGAUAUUCAAUACGUAUACACUAAAAAACGCUCAGAAUUUGGCCGUCAGGUUCAUUUCACCGAUCGCCCUGUUGAAAUAAUCGCCGAUAUUCAACCAAAUCCUGAACUGUUGAAAGAUUACGUUGCCCGAGAUCCAGUUGAAAUUGGAAUACAAAAUGUUCGAGAAUUUUCGGAACAUUGGGUAAAUACAAAUCGUUUUGAAACAGAAAAUAAAGGCGUUAAUCACGUUGAAGGUGGUUGGCCAAAAGAUGUGAAUCCACUUGAACCUGACCAAACAUCACGAUUUCGAAAAAAAACAGAGAAAGAAGACGGUUAUAGCAGAGCGAUAUUAACACUUGGACAAGUAUAUUUAUUUUGCAAUUUAAAUCGUAAAAUUCUAAGUGUCUAUUUUUCGUUUCAGUCAAUUGAGCAUACAAUAAAACAAAAUAACGCAAUUGAUAUUUAUGAAAAUUAUUUUCAAAAUCUUGAACCCGACGUUGUAGAAGAAGCACCAUACGCAAAAACAAUCAAUAUUUAUCGUGAUCCACAUUCAGUCAAACGUACAGCAAAUCAUAUUAGUUGGUUUACAGAUGGAGCAAGAAAAAUAGCUGUGUCGUAUUGUAAUCUUGAAUUUCAACCAUUGACGGGCGAUUCUUAUAUCGAUUCUUACAUUUGGGAUAUUGAAAACCCUACAAAACCAGAUUUAUUUUUGAAACCUAUAUCUCCACUUGUUUGUGUCGAAUUUAAUCCAAAAGAUACUCAUCAACUUGUUGGUGGAUGUUAUAACGGACAAGUUUGUAUAUUUGAUACAAGGAAAGGGAGUACAGCCGUUGAACAAUCGUUAAUUGAAAAUAGUCAUCGUGAUCCAGCUUAUAAAACAAUUUGGUUACAAUCAAAAUCUGGUACUGAAUUCUUUUCCGGUUCAACAGAUGGAAAAAUAUUAUGGUGGGAUACAAAAAAGUUAACUGAACCGGUGGAAACACUUGUGUUAGAUAUCGAAAAAAAAGGUCGUCUUGAAAGUGCGCUUGGAGCAAUGUCACUUGAAUAUGAGCCAACAAUUCCAACAAAAUUUAUGGUCGGUACUGAACAAGGCCGAAUUAUUAGUUGUAAUCGUAAAGGAAAGAAUGACGCAGAAAAAAUUGGCAAUGUUUUUCCGGGUCAUUGGGGACCCGUUUACGCCUUACAAAGACAUCCUAAUUUUACAAAGAACUUUCUCUCAGUCGGUGACUGGACAGCAAGAAUUUGGUCAGAAGAGAUACGUGAUGACUGCAUCAUGUGGACAAAACCCAGUAUGUACGCUUUGACAGAUGCGCAAUGGUCACCAACACGCUCAGCCGUCUUUUUUACCACAAAAAUGGAUGGUACUGUUGAUGUAUGGGAUAUUUUAUUUAAACAAAAUGAACCCACUUUAUCUAUACAGGUUGUUGAUGAACCACUACAUUGUUUACGUGCACAAGAACCUCAAGGGCGGCUUAUUGCAUGUGGUUCUCAAAAUGGAACAGUAACGCUCCUUGAAGUAUCCGAUAAUUUGUGUAUACAAGGAAGAAAUGAGAAAGCACUCGUCACUGGAAUGUUUGAUCGUGAAACGCGUCGUGCUAAAAUUCUUGAAGCGCGUGGACGUGCAAGACGUGAUGCACGAGGAAAAUCAGCAGCAGGAGGAGAAAAAGCCGAAAAACAUGAAGGCGGUGAAAGUGAAUUAAAAGAAGCGGAUCCAAUUGAAAAAGCUGAAAAAGAUUUCUGGAAAAUAAUUGAAGAAGAAAAACGAAAACGUGACAGAAAAACAGUGAUUGGUGAUGAAACAUCGGCAGCUCAAGCAGCCGAAGAAGCCGCAAAUGCUCAAACCAUUCAAACUUAG